This is a messenger RNA of Myzus persicae (green peach aphid), 1411 nucleotides long. RefSeq lists its product as uncharacterized. NCBI's taxonomy places the organism in Eukaryota, Metazoa, Arthropoda, Insecta, Hemiptera, Aphididae. The transcript has a single exon. The coding region runs from base 206 to 1267 and encodes 353 amino acids. The record is from RefSeq and is a predicted model, not a curated record.
UGGUAGCGGUGUCGUAUGCUAUCUACGCACUGAAUACUAGUGUCGUAUGCUAUCUACAGAUACCUUAUCGGGUAGGGGUGUCGUAUGCUAUCUACAAAUAUUUAUCUACACUCUAUAAAGUACAAAGUUAAAUCCCACGGGUUUUUAACGAUUAGUUGUGUCUGUGAAUUAUUCGCGUGUGUUUGUCAUUUGUAUUGCGUUCAAAAUGUCUUCAAUUGGUGAUUUAUAUAGACAUAUUAUUUAUACCGAUGAUACUUGUGUGAAUUUUUUAAAACAAAAAGGUGUCUUACCUAAACAAGAAUUUUGUGAAAAAAUGAAUAAUGUUAGCAAUAAAGUGUGUGGUGGCGUUCUCAAGGAAUGUUAUAAAAAUAGCCGCAAACGAGAUUCCGAUGGGCAAUUUGUGAAAACAAAAUACUUACGUUGCCAAACACGUGGUUGUCAAACCUAUCAGUCCAUUCGUAAAAAAAAUCCGUUUUUUACCUAUGUCGAUAUUAAUGGAAAAUGUAAUAGCGGAUUAAGUUUAUGCCAGAUAGUAGAGCUCGUAUGGUAUUGGGCACAUGGUAUGCAAGUAAUUCAAACUAUGAAAUUUACAGGCAGAAGUCAACACACUGUGUCGGAUUGGUACAAUCUUUGCCGUGAUAUUUGUGUUGACCAAUUUGAAAAACGUACGAAAAUGGGUGGUGUAGGAUUCGUAGUGCAAAUAGACGAAUCUUUAUUUCAAGGCAAGCGGAAGUAUAACCGUGGUCGCCUACGUCUAGGAGAUCGUCGACCUAGAGAAGAAAUUGUAGAAUCAGGAUCUAGCAGUUCUGAUACUGAUACUGAAAUAACUAAUCGGAAUUACGGUGUACGCGUACAGGGGCCGUGGGUGUUUGGAAUGUGUUGUAGACGUGAUAAUAUAGUAGAACGUCGAUUGUUUAUCGUUCAAAAAAGAGACCGCGCCACUUUGCUUCCAAUUAUUAAAAGAGAAAUUGAGCCAGGGACGACCAUUUUUUCAGAUGAAUGGAAAGCUUACAGUUGUUUAAACGAUCAUGGCUAUAUCCACAAUACCGUAAAUCAUAAAAUUAAUUUCCUUGAUCCACAAACAGGAGCUGAAACUCAAACUAUGGAAUGUUAUUGGCGACAUAUAAAGGUGAAAUAUGGUAUAAAAUCGCAUGGUGCCACUAAUUUGCUGGAAAGGCAGCUUAAAGAAGAAUGGUGGCGCUCCAUAAACACAACAAAUACGUUCGAAACAUUUUUUAUUGAUAUGAAAAAUACUUUUCAACUUUAAUUAAGAACAUUCAUUGACAAUCUUCAUUUAUUUAUGAAGUGCUCCGGUUUAAAACGAAGUAGAUAGCAUACGACAUAAUUUAUACGUAAAUAGCAAUGUGUAGAUAACAUUCAGUGCGUAGAUAGCAUACGACACCGCUACCAA